GGCAGGGCGACACCCGCGUUCGCUCUGGCCGCGGUUGACUCGGCCUCUGGUGGGUACCAGGCGGGAGGUCGGGGGUUUGCUUGGAACCCCCGACUUUGGGGCACGUCAGGCCGCAAUACUGGAGUGGGUAGCCUAUCCCUUCUCCAGUGGAUCUUCCCAACCCAGGAAUCCAACCCGGGUCUCCUGCGUUGCAGGCGGAUUCUUUACCAACUGAGCUAGCAGGGAAGCCCUGAUUUUAAAUAAAGAAGCCUGGGGCCCAGAGAAAAACAAUGCCAGGGCCUUCCACGAUGUCUUGGAUGAUAUAGUAGCACGGCUUCAAACACCCUCAAGAUCUCGGUCCCCACUGCUGUCCCACCCACCAUCAAGAUGGACGCAUUCUGAUAUGAUAAAAUUACCAUUUUAUCUCAUGAUGUGGUGAAGGAAGAUUUUAUCCCUGGGAAUAGGAAAGGCUGAAGAUGCCUCUCUUUGGAAGUACGUUUAGUCCAAAGAAGACGCCCCCUCGGAAGUCGGCCUCUCUCUCCAACCUGCAUAAUUUGGACCGGUCAACGCGGGAGGUGGAACUGGGCCUUGACUACGGAACCCCCACCAUGAACCUGGCCGGGCAGAGCCUGAAGUUUGAGAACGGCCAAUGGAUAGCAGAGACGGGGGUUAGUGGAGGUGUGGAGCGGAGGGAGGCUCAGCGCCUGCGGAGACGGAACCAGCAGCUGGAAGAAGAGAACAACCUCUUGCGGCUGAAGGUGGACAUCCUGCUGGACAUGCUCUCGGAGACCACUGCUGAAUCCCACUUGAUGGAGAAAGAGCUGGAUGAACUGAAGAGCGUCACCAGGCGGAGAAAAUGAAGACCCCAAAGACAUCUGUUUGGAGAACAGGGAGAAACCCAUCCAUCAGAAGAGGGGGAUGUGGCUGAGGGUAUUUUUAGCCAAACGGAGGGAUCAGGUCCCGGGAGAGAGCAUCAUAUAAUAGGGCCAGAAGGCACUGGCCCCCUUGGGUUGGCGGUAGGAAGGUGACCGCAGUAGAUUCCAGGCCAGUCCUGUGCUUCACGGCAGAGGAGACCUCUCUGGGGAGGUCUGGGGGUGACGGAAGCCUUUGAGUUUUCUCCAGUCACUUAAUACCCAAAUGCCCAUGGCUCAGGCUCACCCUCCUGGGACGGAGGUCAUCCCAUCAUCCCCUCACGUCGGUGUUUGAGGUGUGGCGCCCUCUUGUUGGGAGGUGGGGGGUCUCAGAUGAGAGGCUGUCCUGGUUCUCUGCCCUCCAGCCCAUCCUCUUGCUCCUUUAAAGAACACUCGUUUCCCCCAGAUCCACAACCUCCUCUGGCUUCAGCAUCUUGGCAGCCAGUGCCAGCCUUCCAUGGCAACACUAUAUUUUUGUGCUACUUUCCUCUCUAUCCUACUUUUUAAAAUUAAAUUAUGCUAUCUAAUCUCUCUCUGGCCAAAAGACUGAAAAAAGAAGCCUCAGUUCCUGAGGAAGUGAGUUACGGAGGCUGGGUUCUAAUCCUGGGAUGCACCGUCAUCUAGGUUGUGGGGGGAUGUCCCCAUCGCAGGAGAAGCAUUCUAGCUUCCUGGGCAUCCGCAGAGGCUGAGCUGGAGUAAAAACGGUCGCUCUGCCCAGACCCCCUGUCCGCCUUCUUUCUGGGUGUUGGGAUGCGCCUGGACCUGGAGGGAUUGAGUGGUUGGGAUAGAGGGCUGGCUUCCCCAAGUGGGAGUUUGUACCCUUAGAGGGAGCCAGGCUUCUCUGGCUGGUGGAAGGAGCUAGCCAAAGUCAGCAAGAGGGAGUCCAGCUUCCAAAGUCCAGGGGGAAGGCACUGGAGGCGGGGACACGGAGCUCCAGGCUUUAGAACGGGGAUGGCUACUGAGGUCAGCUGUUUCUGGAUGCCCGUUACCGUCUGGGACAGGGCUCUGGAUCUUGUUUAGACUCUCUUUUGCUCCUCAGCUCAGCCUUGUGGAGCAGGGCAUACCAGUCUGCAUGCCUGUUGGCAGAUAAGGAACCAAACUCCAGAGGUUUCAAAAGCUGGUCUGGGAUCAGACAGAGGAAGUGUGGGAGCCUGUGAGCCACAGCCCACAGUGAAAGAGGGGAGCUGGUGAGGGGCUGCCUCGUGUAGUCCAUCCUCAGGGCCAGCUCCCUGUGGGGUAGAUAGAGAAGCCCCAGCCCAGAGUCUGUCUUCCUGGUGCAGGAGAGACUCACUGAGAAGACUGAGGAAGGAUACUGGAUGAGGCUGCAAGUCUUCACGUGCAAAUAAUAGGAGCAAUGGAGAGUUUGCCUAUUCCUCAACCAGUGUCUUUAGCAACCACUUACUGUGCACCCUGGAUGCUAGACACCUGUAGACAGUGGUUCAGUGGUCUUAUGAUGGUUCAGCUUACAAUAUUUUGACUUUAGAAUGGUGCAAAAGUGAUACCCAUUUAGUAUAAACUGUAUUUUGACUUAUGAUAGUUUUCCAGGCUAGCAAAAUGCUAGCAAAAUGGAUAUUCAUUGGAAAAACUGAAGCUGAAGCUCCAGUACUUUGGCUACCUAAUGCAAAGAGCCAACUGAGUGGAAAAGAUCCUGAGGCCGGGAAAGACUGAAAGCAAAAGGAGGAUGAGAAGGAUGAGAUGGGUUUAUUGGGACAUAAACCAAAGAAGGGCCAUGUUUCUAAUUCUCAUGAAAAAUUUUCAAGUUUGUUAUCAUCAUCCCCUGCUUUUAGAUGAAUAAACAAGCCCAGCGAGAUGACCCAGCUAGAAGGGAAGGAUCCAGGACUGAGCUUUGGAAUCAGGAGGGGCGUGUGUUUCAUGGUCCCAAUGAUGUGGGUCCUGGUCCCCUCUGCACCACCGCUGGCACCUGAGGGGGCUUCAGCCGUGUGGGACAGCUCUGCAGUGAGGAAGCGCUUGUAUUUAGGGUGAGGAGGGAAGCAAACCACUGGUGAGUUUCACCAGAGGAAUGCUGAUCGACUUAUUUAAAAAAAAAAAAAAAUCCCUCUGGCUUCCCUGUGUGUGAGAACAGAUGGAAGGGGGCAAGGAUGGGGCCAGAGAGGUGGCAGUUUAGGAGAAGUGGUCAGAUUCUAAGCUGGAAUUGAAGGUGGAGCCCACCAGUGUUUGCUGAUGGAUGUGCUAUGUGAGCUGAGUCAAGGAUAAGUCAAGAAGAGGAGGAUUUAGCUCUUAGCCCCUACCUUUUUCCAUCUCCAUUUUUCCAGUAUUGUAAUGUCACACUUUGAUUAAGCAGUACUCAUUGUUCACGUUAUACCUACCUUAAUACUAUUAUAGAUGAAAUUUGGACUAUACUGUUUAUUAUCUUUGGGCACAAAGGUUAAGUCAAGGAUAAUGAAAAUCUGUAAGAAAUGGGAAAAAGAAUCAGCCAUAUCGCACUAUCAUAAACCUUUUUGGUUCCUCCCUCCCAACCCCACCCCCCCCCCCCACACACACUGAAAUGCUAUGUGGUUUGGGAAUUCUCUGGUAGUUCCGUGGUUAGGACUCUGCAUUCACUGCUGAGGGCCUGGGUUCAAUCCCUGGUCAAGGAACUAAGAUCUUCAAGCCAUGCAGUGUGGCCAAAAAGAAAAGAAAAUGCUAUAUACAUUCAAGAUCUUACCUUUUUAUCAGAUGUAUCUAUCAGAUGCUGGCUAAAAUUCCUCCUCGAAGCUUUAUUGACCAAAUCUACUACUUUGGGGGGCACCCAAGUAAAUAGUGCUGUCUACUUAA
Dama dama (fallow deer) is the source of this 3665-nucleotide messenger RNA. RefSeq names its product chibby 1, beta catenin antagonist (gene CBY1). The record is from RefSeq and is a predicted model, not a curated record. Gene Ontology annotation, biological process: negative regulation of Wnt signaling pathway. The coding region runs from base 456 to 839 and encodes 127 amino acids. The transcript has 8 exons. Lineage: Eukaryota; Metazoa; Chordata; Mammalia; Artiodactyla; Cervidae. Gene Ontology annotation, cellular component: nucleus.